Molecule: messenger RNA, 1485 nt
Organism: Carassius gibelio (silver crucian carp)
Lineage: Eukaryota; Metazoa; Chordata; Actinopteri; Cypriniformes; Cyprinidae
Product: tetratricopeptide repeat protein 1-like
Exons: 8
Coding region: 109-1146 (345 amino acids)
Molecular function (GO): protein binding
Source: RefSeq, a predicted model, not a curated record
GCCAAGAAAAAAAAAAAAACAACGAAGAAGAUUAACCGGAAGGGACGUUAUGGCUUAUUUCUAGAAAGUAAGGAAGAGGUUGUGGUGACCGCACAACUCCAGACGGAGAUGGAGUCUGAGACCCUCUCAGCUGCUGUGGCGGACACCUCGAAAGUGUCCGAGACCAGAGAAACCACUACAGACCAGGAGGAAGACUGUUUCUAUGACUGUGAGGACAAGUUACCUGGAGAAGAUGGACACACUGACAUUAAACGCACAGAGAGCGAGCACAGCGUCAAGCAGGGGUCAGAUCACAGGACGGACACCUUGAAUGGCAUUGACCGUUUGUGUUUGGAUAGCACAUCAACGGAGGAUACUGAAGGGCAUGAGGACCAAUCGGCUGAAAAGAGACGUGACUCAUUAACAAAAGACCUAAGUCAUGAGAAAGAUGAAAUAGAGAAAGAACAGGAGAAAUGGGAGGGGCUUGUGGAGAGCGAUGAGCAGAGAGAGGGCGACUCUGAUUCAGAGUUUAAAGAAGAGACGGUCAGUGUGAACGAACAUGAUGAGGAAUACCUGCGUGAACUGGAGAAAGACCUGACGGAAGAAGAAAAAGAGAGCAGAAGAAAGGAGAGUUUAGAGCUGAAGGAGAAGGGCAACACAGAGUUUAAGAGUGGAGAGCACCUGUCGGCUGAAGAGUCCUAUACGGCCGCUCUGAGAGUGUGUCCUGUGUGCUACAGUAAAGAGAGAUCCAUACUCUUCUCUAAUCGAGCCGCUGCACGCCUGCAUCAGGAUAAAAAAGACAGCGCUAUCAGUGACUGCUCUAAAGCCAUAGAACUAAACCCUAAUUAUGUCCGUGCCAUUCUGCGGAGAGCAGAACUCUACGAGAAGACCGACAAGCUCGAUGAAGCUCUAGAGGACUACAAAACUGUCUUGGAGAAAGACCCGGGCCUCCCUGCAGCUAGAGAGGCCUGUGUGAGACUGCCACGGCAAAUUGAGGAGCGAAAUGAGAAGCUGAAAGAAGAGAUGAUGAGUAAGCUGAAGGACUUGGGGAACAUGGUUUUACGACCCUUUGGUCUCUCCACUUCCAACUUCCAGGUCAACCAAGACUCCAACACAGGAUCCUACUCCAUUAAUUUUGUUCAGAAUCCCAAUAACAACAACAGAUAGCAACCUAGAGUCUUUUUAUAGAGCGACACAAGCGUCAUCUGCCCCAUUCAAGCGUUCGUUCAUUCAUAUUCCUGGUCUGUACUUAUUAAUUGAUGCAAAUAAUGUUAGCAGUUUCCGUUUGAUUUGACCAAUUACAUUGUCAGCUCAUGUCAAGUGGCUUUUGAAUGCUGGGGAACUUUUAAGCUUGUAUUGAACACACACUCAGUUGUUUGGCAUGCCCAGAGUGUUACAUUUGCUGGUGUCAGUGAUCCACAGAAUGUCAGUCCUGAGCAAUGAAAUGAUGGCCUUCAUUACUCCAUGUUUACCUGCGUUCACAUUAAACCAGCGAUUAAGAUCCUG